AUGAAGAUUCAGAAAAAGCUGACUGGCUGCAGCAGGCUGAUGCUUCUGUGUCUUUCUCUGGAGCUGCUGUUGGAAGCUGGGGCUGGGAAUAUUCACUACUCAGUGCCGGAAGAGACAGACAAAGGUUCCUUCGUGGGCAACAUCGCCAAGGACCUAGGGCUGCAACCCCAGGAGCUGGCAGAUCGCGGAGUCCGCAUCGUCUCCAGAGGUAGGAUGCCGCUUUUCGCUCUGAAUCCUAGAAGUGGCAGCUUGAUCACCGCGCGCAGGAUAGACCGGGAGGACCUCUGCGCUCAGAGCAUGCCGUGUCUCGUGAGUUUUAAUAUCCUUGUUGAGGAUAAAAUGAAGCUUUUUCCUGUUGAAGUAGAAAUAAUUGAUAUUAAUGACAACACUCCCCAAUUCCAGUUAGAGGAACUGGAGUUUAAAAUGAAUGAAAUAACCACUCCAGGUACCAGAAUCUCAUUGCCUUUUGGGCAAGACCUUGAUGUGGGUAUGAACUCACUCCAGAGCUACCAACUCAGCUCUAACCCUCAUUUCUCCCUGGAUGUGCAACAGGGAGCCGAUGGGCCCCAACAUCCAGAGAUGGUGCUGCAGAAUCCCUUAGACAGAGAAGAAGCAGCUGUCCACCACCUCAUCCUCACAGCUUCUGAUGGGGGUGAACCAGUCCGUUCAGGGACCCUCAGAAUUUACAUUCAGGUGGUGGAUGCAAAUGACAAUCCUCCAGCAUUUACUCAGGCACAAUACCAUAUAAAUGUCCCCGAAAACGUGCCGCUGGGUACUCAGCUGCUCAUGGUAAAUGCCGCUGACCCUGAUGAGGGAGCCAAUGGGGAAGUAACGUACUCCUUUCACAAUGUAGACCACAGAGUGGCCCAAAUAUUUCAUUUAGAUUCUUACACAGGAGAAAUAUCAAAUAAAGAACCACUAGAUUUUGAAGAAUACAAAAUGUAUUCAAUGGAAGUUCAAGCCCAGGAUGGUGCGGGGCUCAUGGCUAAAGCUAAGGUACUGAUCAAAGUUUUGGAUGUAAAUGAUAAUGCCCCAGAAGUGACCAUCACCUCUGUCACCACUGCAGUUCCAGAAAACUUUCCUCCUGGGACCAUAAUUGCUCUUAUCAGUGUGCAUGACCAGGACUCAGGAGACAAUGGCUACACCACAUGUUUCAUUCCUGGAAAUUUACCCUUUAAAUUGGAAAAGUUAGUUGAUAAUUAUUACUGUUUAGUGACUGAAAGAACACUGGACAGAGAACUUAUCUCUGGGUACAACAUCACAAUAACAGCAAUAGACCAAGGAACUCCAGCUCUAUCUACUGAAACUCACAUUUCACUACUAGUGACAGAUAUCAAUGACAACUCCCCAGUCUUCCAUCAGGACUCCUACUCUGCCUACAUUCCCGAAAACAACCCCAGAGGAGCCUCCAUCUUCUCUGUGAGGGCCCACGACUUGGACAGCAAUGAGAAUGCACAAAUCACUUACUCCCUAAUAGAGGACACUAUCCAGCGGGCACCCCUAUCUGCCUACCUCUCCAUCACCUCCGACACUGGGGUCCUGUAUGCGCUGCGAUCCUUCGACUAUGAGCAGUUCCGGGACUUGCAACUGAAAGUGAUGGCGCGGGACAGUGGGGAUCCGCCCCUCAGCAGCAACGUGUCUCUCAGCCUAUUCGUGCUGGACCAGAACGACAACGCGCCCGAGAUCCUGUACCCCGCCCUCCCCACAGAUGGUUCUACCGGCGUGGAGCUGGCUCCCCGCUCCGCAGAGCCCGGCUACCUGGUGACCAAGGUGGUGGCGGUGGACAGAGACUCGGGCCAGAACGCCUGGCUGUCCUACAGCCUGCUCAAGGCCAGCGAGCCGGGACUCUUCUCGGUGGGUCUGCACACGGGCGAGGUGCGCACGGCGCGAGCCCUGCUGGACAGAGACGCGCUCAAGCAGAGCCUCGUAGUGGCCGUCCAGGACCACGGCCAGCCCCCUCUCUCCGCCACUGUCACGCUCACCGUGGCCGUGGCCGACAGGAUCCCCGACAUCCUGGCCGACCUGGGCAGCCUCGAGCCCUCCGCCAAACCCAACGAUUCGGACCUCACUCUGUACCUGGUGGUGGCGGUGGCCGCGGUCUCCUGCGUCUUCCUGGCCUUCGUCAUCGUGCUGCUGGCGCACAGGCUGCGGCGCUGGCACAAGUCACGCCUGCUACAGGCUUCGGGAGGCGGCUUAGCGAGCAUGCCCGGUUCGCACUUUGUGGGCGUGGACGGGGUUCGGGCUUUCCUGCAGACCUAUUCCCACGAGGUCUCCCUCACUGCGGACUCGCGGAAGAGCCACCUGAUUUUCCCCCAGCCCAACUAUGCGGACACACUUAUCAGCCAGGAGAGCUGUGAGAAAAAGGAUUUUCUAUCAGCACCCCAGUCUUUACUUGAAGACAAAAAGGAACGAUUUUCUCAGGUAAACUUUUGUGAUGAAUGUAUAAACUAUCUAGAGAAAAAUAAUUCUUGAUUUAACUUACUAGCGUUCGCUCUUUGCUACAGAUAGUUCUUCUAACCCAUGUAUCUUUGUAGCUUUUUAUUACAAGUCCUGCAAAAUCACGAUUGAGUCUACACGUUCAUAUGCAGGUAAAUUUAUAAUUGUUCUUGCACUGAAAAGGAGACUGUGACCAUAAUGUAGGUGGUUGGGUUGAAGGUAUGUGUGAGAUGCCAUCUCUGUUUGGAAAGAGCACUGCAUUAGAAACAGGGCGAUCUAGCUUCUAACAUUUUCUUACUUGCCUCUGGGCUAAAAGGUUUGAUUAGAAAAGGCUCACCAAUAUUUAAAUGACUAACACUAUUUUCAAAUUUUCUUUUUAUAAGUACCUGCUAAUCUACCCCUGAAUUUAAUGUAGAUGUCAUCUGUCAGGACACUGUGAUAUUUUAUUUGGGGACAUUUGAAGAGGAGAAGAUUGUCUAAAGUAGUAUUUUUAGUUGUGUUCAUAUAAGAUUAUAGAGAUCUAUAUAAACUGCAAUUUUAAAUUAUUGUUGAAUAUUUUAGCCUUUUAUUCUAUCUUUAUUAUCAGAUUUUUUUGGUUUUGAGAUGGGGUCAUGCUGAAGUGCAGUGGCAUGAUCAUAGCUCACUGCAGCCACUACCUCCUGGGCUCAAGCGAUCCUCCCACCUCAGCCUCUCAAAGUGCUGAUAUUACAGGUGUGAGCUGUGGUGCCUGUACUGAAGAAUACAUCUAUUUAAGUAAUUUAUGAAGUAACAAAAUGAACAACAGAAAAUUUAUCAUGCAACUUGAGAAAUAGCUUUGAAGCCUCCUGACUUAUACAUUAUACCUGUAAUGAAAUCAACUAACAAAAAUCAAGUAUAUAUCCUAUUUUAAUGUGUGUUAACUUUUCAGAAGAAAAAAAAGUAUGGUCGGGGAGUAAGUCCAUGCUUUGAUGUAUUUACUCUGCUCCAAUAAAAUACAGAGAUACAUAAAAUAUAAGAGGAAAGCAAAAGCAAAGUGGUGAGCUAGUCUAAAGCCAUGUGAGUUAUAGUCUUGGACUUAAAAGCAGAAAUUGAAGGUUAGGAAACUGCCUCCAGCAAUGUAAUAGGGACAGAAGUGCUUCAGACUAGAUAAAUAUCUGGACCAGGCUUACUGCCUGAAUCCAAAAUAAGCAAUGAGGCCCUUCAGCUGGUUAAAAAGGAAAAGAAAGAUGCAUUAACAUGCUGCCUAGCUGGGCGCAGUGGCUCACGUCUGUAUUUCCAACAAUUUGAGAGGCUGAGGCGGAAAGAUCCUUGGAGCCCUGGAGUUCAAGACCAGCCGGACAGGGCGGCCUGCGACUGUAGUCCCAGCUACGCGGGGCGGGGAGGGGCGGGGCGGGGCGGGGCGGGGCAGGAGCUGACGUGGGAGGAUCCCUUGAGCCCAGGAAGUCAAGGCUUCAGCGAACCGUGAUCGCGCCACUGCCCUCCAGCCUGGGCGACAGAGCCACACCCUGUUAAAUAAAUAAAUAUAAUAAUAAAAGCUGUUUCCCAAUUCCGGUGGUUAUAACUUUCUUCGUAAGCUGUGUAGACCAAGAGAGAGAGACAGACACGGAUGCUGGAUAGAGACAGCGAACACCAAGUAUCUCAUAUGUGAGCUGUGGUAUCCAGAAUAUCACUGCUGUGCAUCAUUAAAGCGUCAUUAAGAGACCUAGUUAUGGCCUGGGACCUGAGGUCAGAUAGAAACUAUUUCAAAACCAUUACAAAUGAGCACUGAACCCAGGAGGGAAGGAGAGAGGGAUAUAGUGUAGAAGAGAAAAAAACAAACUAAAACUGAAAACAAACAGAGCUCUUCCACUAAAAAUAAAUAUACAAACCAAAAUUUCAAAACACACUUGUCUCGUAGAAUUUAUUGUUACUAGUGAGAAACUUUCUGUCAACACACUGUUAUUUUUUAAGGUAAUCUCUGUUUUCUCUCUGAUAACU
Gorilla gorilla gorilla (western lowland gorilla) is the source of this 4392-nucleotide messenger RNA. Its product is annotated as protocadherin gamma-A1. Gene Ontology annotation, biological process: homophilic cell-cell adhesion. Gene Ontology annotation, molecular function: calcium ion binding. The transcript has a single exon. Gene Ontology annotation, cellular component: plasma membrane. Lineage: Eukaryota; Metazoa; Chordata; Mammalia; Primates; Hominidae. The record is from RefSeq and is a predicted model, not a curated record. Bases 1 to 2472 code for a protein of 823 amino acids.